UCUUUUGCUUUUUGCAAUAAAUGUUGCUACUGUUUGCUGUUAGGGUCCACACUGACUUUAUGAGCUGUGACACAGUGAAGGUCUGCAGCUUCACUCCUGAAGUCAGCGAGACCACGAACCCACCAGGAGAAACGAACAACUCCAGACGCGCCACCUUAAGAGCUGUAACACUCACCGCGAAGGUCUGCAGUUUCACUCCUCAGCCAGCGAGACCACGAACCCACCAGAAGGAAGAAACUCCGAACACAUCCGAACAUCAGAAGGAACAAGCUCCGGACACGCCGCCUUUAAGGACUGUAACACCCUGAGGGUCCACGGCUUAUUCUUGAAGUCAGUGAGACCAAGAACCCACCAAUUCCGGACACACCACCUUGCCCUUCUACUUUCACAGGAUAAAUGAGAAAAAGGAGAGAGUAAGAGGAAGACAAAAGAAGACAAACAAGAAUCACAAAAGGAAGAACGCUAGGUAAUAUACAAUCCUCCCAGAGAAAAUUCCUGUUCCAAGAGAAAAUAAGGCAACAUCAAUGAAGGAGAGAAGAGCCAGCCAGAAAUUAUCCAGCAAAUCUAUCAUGGAUCCUAAUCAGAACGUGAAAUGCAAGAUAGUUGUGGUGGGAGACAGUCAGUGUGGAAAAACUGCGCUACUCCAUGUCUUCGCCAAGGACUGCUUCCCCGAGAAUUACGUUCCUACAGUGUUUGAGAAUUACACGGCCAGUUUUGAAAUCGACACACAAAGAAUAGAGUUGAGCCUGUGGGACACUUCGGGUUCUCCUUACUAUGACAAUGUCCGCCCCCUCUCUUACCCUGAUUCGGAUGCUGUGCUGAUUUGCUUUGACAUCAGUAGACCAGAGACCCUGGACAGUGUCCUCAAAAAGUGGAAAGGUGAAAUCCAGGAAUUUUGUCCAAAUACCAAAAUGCUCUUGGUCGGCUGCAAGUCUGAUCUGCGGACAGAUGUUAGUACAUUAGUAGAGCUCUCCAAUCACAGGCAGACGCCAGUGUCCUAUGACCAGGGGGCAAAUAUGGCCAAACAGAUUGGAGCAGCUACUUAUAUCGAAUGCUCAGCUUUACAGUCGGAAAAUAGCGUCAGAGACAUUUUUCACGUUGCCACCUUGGCAUGUGUAAAUAAGACAAAUAAAAACGUUAAGCGGAACAAAUCACAGAGAGCCACAAAGCGGAUUUCACACAUGCCUAGCAGACCAGAACUCUCGGCAGUUGCUACGGACUUACGAAAGGACAAAGCGAAGAGCUGCACUGUGAUGUGAAUCUUUCAUUAUCUUUAAUGAAGACAAAGGAAUCUAGUGUAAAAAAAAACAGCAAACAAAAAGGUGAAGUCUAAAUGAAGUGCACAGCCAAAGUCAUGUAUACCAGAGGCUUAGGAGGCGUUUGAGAGGAUACUCAUCUUUUUGGAAUCCUGACCUUAGGUUCGGCAUGUAGACCAAGUGAUGAGAAGUGAAUACAUGGAAGAGUUUUGAAGUGUGACUUGAAAAAUAUGCCAAAAAAUGAGAAAUACAAAUGAGCUAGAGGAAGAUGAGGGGGGAUGCGAGUACCUCCAAGAAGAAAAAUCACACUCUGAAUGGUGCUUGCAUUUUUUUUUUUGUUAUGAUCUAUUCAUGGAUCUCUACUUUGAUUUAAUUUUUAAAUGUUUUAAUCUCCUUUACAGAAAGUAUAUGUUAAUAUACCGUCCUCAUGGGGGAACGGGCACUGUGACCUUAGCAUUUAGUUUUCUAGAGGAUAUGUGAUCUAAUUUCUUUCUAGCUCAUCAUUAAAAUGGAAAUUGUAUCAGGACCCAUGGGAUAUAUCCAGAGGAAAACUUUGUGAGGCUUUGCAAUCUUGCCUUCCUGAAGAUAGCUGAGUAGGAUGGUUCUAAGGAAAGCCUUUGCAAUCUUGCAAGAUGUGUAGACCAGCACUACAAAGAUUGCAUAGAUCAAAUAGGAAAAAAAAGUGUCGAUUUUUAUUCAGUCUGAUGGUUCUGUUCUUCAUUGUGAUUGUCAUUAAAAAGUGGUAAAUUGCUCAAUGUAAUAUUUUUGUGCGCUGUUUAGAAAAGAAGUUGUGUGAUUUUUUUGCCAUCGUUGAUAAAAAUGCAAAGUCAAAUAAAAGGUGUCUUGGUUUGAUGUCAUAGAAUGAUCCAAGGAGAGAAAAAAGGUAGUUACUGUUUCACCAGAAGAGGUAAUGAGUGAAGGAAAGAAUAGUAGCAGAAAGCACAGUUUGUGAGUAAAGCUGUCUGGAAUUAAGUUACCAAAAAUACAAAGCAGAAGGACUAUUAUUUUGGGUUGAAGCUCCGAAACUGGCAGCAUCUGAUGAUCUGUUGGUUUAUUUCACUUUCAUUAAAUGAACAUUGAUGAGAGAAGAACCCACUUACCCAAGCUUUAGAGAAUCCCUAGUGGAAGAUUAUAUAAUAGAGUUUCAGUCCUGACACAACACUAGGGCACUUCUAGAGCGUGAUUGCUCAAACCUCACUGAACAGAUGCAGCCAAGGUCCAUGUUCAGCACUUGGUCACUGUUGUUAACGUAAAAUAAUAAGCAUUUAAAAUAGUUUACAGAUAUUUUUGAUUAGUUCCUUUUAGAGAUUCUUUCAGAGAAGAAACCAGAUCUGACCUGUUUAUUGUUGGCGCUUGUUGAAAACGAGCUUUCUUUCCCAUGAUAAUGCUUCGUUUUUGAAGUAUUGAAGCUGUGCUCCCCUUCAAUUGUGGCAGGAGAGAUUAAGGUAAUUACAACACUCAGUUCUAUGUCUUACAAGCACUUUGUUUUGUCUCUGCAAGAAAAUUCGAUUCCAGUCAUUUCCCACAAAAUACAGACAUUUUACCAACAUAAUAUGCUUUGAUUGACGCAGCAUUAUGCUUUGGGCAGUAUUACAAAAUAGCUGGCGAGUGCUUUCUGUAUUUAAAUAUUGUAAAAAGAAAAUAAGUUAUAACUGUUAUAAAGCAGAACUUUUGUUGCAUUUUUUAAACUGUUGAAGUCACUUUGUAUGUUUGGUCAAUGUUUCCGCAGUAUUUAUUAAAACAUACUUUUUUUUUCUUCAAAUAAAAAAGUAACCAUGUCUUUGUCUAAA
Symphalangus syndactylus (siamang) is the source of this 3046-nucleotide messenger RNA. RefSeq names its product Rho family GTPase 3 (gene RND3). The record is from RefSeq and is a predicted model, not a curated record. Gene Ontology annotation, biological process: small GTPase-mediated signal transduction. Gene Ontology annotation, molecular function: GTPase activity; GTP binding. NCBI's taxonomy places the organism in Eukaryota, Metazoa, Chordata, Mammalia, Primates, Hylobatidae.